Molecule: messenger RNA, 2419 nt
Organism: Dalotia coriaria
Lineage: Eukaryota; Metazoa; Arthropoda; Insecta; Coleoptera; Staphylinidae
Gene: lark
Product: RNA-binding protein lark
Cellular component (GO): nucleus
Molecular function (GO): zinc ion binding; mRNA binding
Source: RefSeq, a predicted model, not a curated record
GCGCAAUAGCUAUAGAGUGGUUUGCCGCCAUUGUUACAUGCGCAUCGGUCUAGAGCGUUUGGUCUUUUCAAGAGGUCUGCGUGCCCUGAACUCCGUGUCCAUCUACAAGCAUCGCCAGCUACACCGACACCUUCGACCAGCGAACAGCGACGCAUUGUCUUGCUGUUUCAUCCUAGACGCAAGUCACCAGCAAACAAUCCGACUUCGAGCUCACCGCAGCUCGUGUUUUGAGACGCCAGUACCCCCAACGCAGUCACCAUUAGCGAAAACGAUAAAACGGUAAGUGCUCGUGUACUGAGCGCAACACUUUCCAAUACGUAGCCAUAAUCGAUUUAUAUGUUUUCUGUAAGAAUAAAAAUAUCACAAUCGCGACGCGACGUUCGCUAUUUUGAUUGUAUAUGCAGCUAAAAACGGACCGGUCAACUGGCAUUUCGGCGGCAAUGCAAACAAAAAUGGCGUGCUGUUUUCACGGGAAACGUCGUAUAUUACAAUGUUUCGUUUCGUGUGACUUCGUUAUUGAUAACGAAAAGUCGACUGUCUGCAUUCGCACGAAUGAAUGAAUGAAUGAAUGAGUGGAUGCAUCCAUUCCGGUUGUGGUUCGCCAUCUUUGACAUUGUGCUCGUACUUUCGCCACUAAUCGCCCGCACGUUCUCUAACCAAAAUCGAUAGACGCCGGCGCCCAUGCAUGUUGGGGCAUCCGAUAGUAGCUUCCCUCGCUAUCCGUCCUAACCUCGCUUGCAAGGUUGUAUGCACUGCCAUGAGUCUGGUGGGCCCGAAUGCAAACAGGCGAAAUGUUGUCGACUGUGUCGUGGUUUUGUUUGCAGCGAAAGCAAUUGUGUGAUAAAUGCGAGUUUCAGGCGACGCCAUGCCGGGUUUUAGUACGCCGGGCACGUUCAAAAUCUUUGUCGGGAACCUGACGGAGAAAACAGCGAUCACGGAUAUCAAGCCACUGUUCGAGAAAUACGGUAAGGUGGUGGAAUGCGAUGUCGUCAAGAAUUACGGUUUCGUCCACAUGGAGAACGAGACGGAGGGUCGCGAGGCAAUUCAAAAUUUGAACGGCUACAUGCUCAACGGGCAGCCGAUGAAAUGCGAGGCCGCCAAAAGCCGCAAGCAGCCGUUGACACCAACGACAAAGAUUUUCGUCGGCAACUUGACGGACAACACCAAAGCGCCACAAAUUCGCGAGCUAUAAAAGUUCGGCAACGUGGUGGAGUGCGACAUAGUACGCAACUACGGGUUCGUGCAUCUCGAGUCGACGGGUGACGUGAACGAUGCGAUAAAAGAUCUCAACGGCACACUGGUCGACGGCCAGCCAAUGAAGGUGCAGGUCUCGACGAGCCGCGUGCGUCAGCGGCCCGGCAUGGGCGACCCGGAGCAAUGCUAUCGGUGCGGCCGGGGCCACUGGUCGAAGGAGUGCCCGAAAGGCAUGGGCCCCGACCGCUUCCGCGACCGCAUGUUCGGGCGCGACCCACCCGCCGCCGCCGCCCCGCCCUUCCUGCGCGACCGGAUGAUGGGCCGCUUUGGGGAUGGAUACGACAGCUACUAUGAUCGCCGUUUCGAUGACUCCCGUGAUCUGUACGAGCGCCGCUACUCCGGCAUGCCACCGCGGGGCGAUAUGGCGUUGCGCGGCGGGCGAGGGGACUUUCUCCCACCGCCGCUGCCGCCACGUCGUGAACCCUUGCCGCCGAUGCCCUCCAUAGGACUGCGUGGCCCGCCCUCAGGUAUGAGGGGCAUGCGUGACACAGGAUUUGCUCGCGGUGGUGAUUACGGCAUGUUCAGCAGGCGAUCACCGCCACCCAGCGGCAUGCAGGGCUCGCGAAUGAGCCGCAUGUACGAAGAUUUCAGUCGAGAUUCUUUCGACGAUAGGAGACCGGGCAUGCGAGGACCAUCGCCAUCCAGGCGGUACGCGCCAUACUAGUGAGGAGCCGACAUUCGACAACGUAGCUAAUACGCCAUUCUUCAUGUCGUCUUGAAUCCUCUAUAUUUUUCUCCGUAGGAUAAGUUUAUCAUUUAGUACUUGGCAACACACUUCAAUUUCGAGCGUAUAAGUUUGAUCUACGCCCAUAGGAAGGCUUUUAAUUCUCCAGUAUUUCGUGAUGAUUGUGAAUGACGCACAGCAAAUUUAAAUCAUGGCAACGAUGCGAAACUGUUCAUUAUCGUGGUGCAUUAGGAUUCGCACCCUGAGAAGUAACAGAAAUUACCCAUAGAAUUAUGUGAAAUGACGUUGCCGUUUUAAUUUUAUUUGUUUAAGUGAGCUUGUGUAGCUCGGUUUCGUUCGAUUUUAUUUAACAUUUAUGAAAAUAUGUGUUAUGUGAGCUCAGAUUAAAAUUGCGACUCCUGUUUAUUUAGACUUACGAUAUUGAUUAACGAUUUUAUAUAUAAAGUAUGGCAAUUUUAUAAUAAAAUAUGCAUAACCUGA